Bipolaris sorokiniana ND90Pr is the source of this 819-nucleotide messenger RNA. RefSeq lists its product as uncharacterized. The transcript has 4 exons. Lineage: Eukaryota; Fungi; Ascomycota; Dothideomycetes; Pleosporales; Pleosporaceae. The coding region runs from base 1 to 819 and encodes 272 amino acids. The record is from RefSeq and is a predicted model, not a curated record.
AUGGUUAAGCCGGUGGAGGUGCUGAUGAAGCGUCGCGCGUAUCUUGAGCGUACUAUAGACUACCUUUUUGUACUACCUGUUGAUCUGUGGAAUAAGGCCCGCGAAAAUUUGCCACAGAUCUGGAUCGAGGUUUCUUACUUGCAAAAGAAUUUGUCCAGCUUGGAGUUCUUAUCUAGAGCCGAUGAAGACACGCUGAAAGAAGUCAGAGUUACAGGCAUCACUCAGGGCAUGAACGAAUGUGGUAGUGCUUGUGACAAGUUCAUCAGGCAGCUGACUAGGUGGACGGAGAAAGGUGUGGACAGCUUUACUGGGAAGCUGAAGUUCAAACUACACAGUGCGCAGAUCGAAAAGAACAGGACUAGGCUCUGGGCCACGGCGAGGAUGUUGGACAUGACUGUCGGUAUAUUGACACUGAAGCUGGUUCAUAAAUCCGUGGCCGAACGUGCUGUUGAGAUGUCCACCCUCAAGCAAGCAGUUGUUGACUGGAAGCUUCAGGCUGAGCAGGAGCGAGAGCGGAUUUCAGUGGGUUUAAAGGCAAUAGGUGAGUCUGAGGGCAGCGGAGUGUUCGAUGAGCUUGACGAAGAAGAAAGUGUGCUGAAGAGCUUUGUCAAGCAAAGCGAUCAAACAGUAGAGCAGCUCCGAGCGAUCAAGCUGAAAGAGUCAAUCACUCAUAUCAAGGUUGAUGAGGAAUCCGUAGCUAGGCUUGGAAUGCCAGCUACUGUUGUGGAUAAGGUGUCCGAGCAGACAAUCUCCAAUUUGGAUAUCGGAAAGAAAUCAAACGUCGCGGCAGGCAUUUGGGAAGGGAAAGUUGAGAUUUAG